GUUUCGUGACAUGUGGUCUCCAAUGACAAAUGCACCGACCGCGACCACUUUCCCGGAGCCGUCUAUAAAAUGCCGAGGAGGCUGGAAUUCGACACACUCUACCGCCCAGUUGGCCACGGUGAACACCAGCUAGCAACAAUGAAGUUUCUGGUAAUUGUGCUCUUAGCGGCUGCCGCUUGCGCUACUGAGAUUGAGAAGCGAGAGGCGGAGCCGAGCUAUGGCUAUUAUCGUCCUUAUUACGGCCAUGGAUAUGGCUACCCCUAUGGGUAUCGUAGCCACUACCCAGUAGGCUACGGUUACGUGCACCGCCAUCACAAGAGGUCUGCUGAUCCAGAGCCAGAGGCUGAAGCUUCCUACUACUAUAGACACUACCCUGUCUACCAUCCUUAUGGUCACCACUACGGAAAGAGGUCUGCCGAUCCUCACCCUUUUGCUGAGCCUUCCUAUGGUUACUAUGGCUAUCCUCGACCAGUCUACCACUACCCUUCCUAUCACUACGGUUAAGGAGAAACAUCACCGUUGAUUUCUCUGGAGCAUAAAUGUGGAUUUUCCAUUGUUGCUGAUUCAAGAGUGUCUUAUGUACAUAAAAACGAAUUGAAUUGAGACUGCAAAGCACA
This is a messenger RNA of Macrobrachium nipponense, 617 nucleotides long. RefSeq names its product shematrin-like protein 1. The coding region runs from base 70 to 504 and encodes 144 amino acids. The transcript is spliced from 2 exons. The record is from RefSeq and is a predicted model, not a curated record. NCBI's taxonomy places the organism in Eukaryota, Metazoa, Arthropoda, Malacostraca, Decapoda, Palaemonidae.